Pieris rapae (cabbage white) is the source of this 3132-nucleotide messenger RNA. Its product is annotated as RNA-binding protein 45. The transcript has a single exon. The record is from RefSeq and is a predicted model, not a curated record. Gene Ontology annotation, molecular function: RNA binding. NCBI's taxonomy places the organism in Eukaryota, Metazoa, Arthropoda, Insecta, Lepidoptera, Pieridae. The coding region runs from base 288 to 1700 and encodes 470 amino acids.
UUUGUCAUAGUCUUGCUAGUUGCUAGUAAUUAGUAUUCCAGUUUGAGAUUUAAGAUAGAUCAGGCAAAUUACUAUAAGUAAUUCAUAAUAAGUGUUUAGUCUUUAUUUAUUGUAUGCACUUCUUUGUUUUAUUUUUUUCGUUUCAUAAAGUGACUGAUCCUUUAUGUCCGUAACAUAUGGAUACUUGUACAUAUGACUUUAACAUUGAGCUGACUUUAUGUAAUAGUAUUGAAAUUCUUAUCGCCAACUAAAAAUUGACACGACGACUUAAAUUAAAUAUAAAUGACAUGACUCACAACAGUGAUGACCGGAAAUAUGACCAACCAAAUUACGCUCGACUUUUUGUUGUAUGCGGUAGGCGAACUAGAGAAGAAGACUUAAGAAAACUAUUUGAAGAGUAUGGUACUAUAGACGACUUGUAUGUGCCACGGGACCGUAAUACUGGGGAGAAUAAAGGGUACGCGUACAUUAAGUAUAAAAAAACCUCUUCUGCUGCUUUAGCAAUUAAAGCGUUGCAUCUAAAGAGCAUCAAUGGAAAACCUAUGAAAGUUAUGGUUGCUGCAAACAAAAAUGAGUCUCAACUAUCUGAUCAGUAUGGUGACAAAUUCACACGACUCUUUAUAAAAAUACCUAAAGAAUAUACUGAAACUGACAUUAUUGACAAGUUUUCUAAAUUUGGACAAGUACAAUCAGUUUACAUAGUAAAGGAUAGAAAUACUAAUACCAAUAAAGGGUUUGCAUAUGUUAAAUAUGGUGAAUUUUAUGAUGCUGCAUUAGCUUUUGAAAAAUGUGACAAAACUUACAAAGCACUUUUUGCUGCUCCUAGAGACUUAAAGCGUGAUAGGAGUGUACUGGAAGAUGAAAGUUUUUUACAUCACUCACAAAAAAGAGCAAGGAACAAUUUAGACACUGUUAACCAAGAGCCUAAUUUUGAGAUGAACAAAUUUAAUGCCUUUCCAAGUAUGACUGGUCAAGAGUACAGAACCAUUUGUGUAAAAUGUGUCCCAAUAAUACCUGAAAAAUAUAUUUACCAACUUUGCAACAUUAUACCUGGAUUGCAGAAAUGUCAAUACUCUAUAGAUAGUUACAAUGGUAUAUGUAGUGCUAAUGUAACUUAUGAAGAAUCUAAGUAUGCGGCUUAUGCUGUACAAAAACUAAAUAAGUUUGAAUUUCCAUCAGGAGAAAUAAUUUCUGUGAAACCAGAUGCGAAUCCCUUGGCACAAGUUGCGACUGACCUAACAGACAUAGUAAAUAAUUUUAAAACUUCUGUUGAUUCAGGGGUAGGCCUUUUAAAUUUGGCAAAUGCUAUUGAAAAAGCUUCCUCUUUGAUUAAAGCUGCAGCUAGUGGUCAACUAGAGACUAAAGAAAACCCAAAUUAUUGUAAUAUACCAUUACCUCCUCUCAGACCAAAAUCAAAUACUUUAAAAGUUGCAAAGAGAUUGUUUAUCAUUUGUAAACCUGAACCACCCCCUGUGCCAGUGUUGCAUGAUGCAUUUUGUCGAUUUGGUGACCUUAUUGGUGUCUCUACUUUUCCAAAUAAGACAUUCGGCUUUGUAAAAUAUGCUUCACAUGAUUCCGCACAGGAAGCCAUGAAUGUUUUAAAUGGGGCACUAAUAUGUGGAAUGAAGCUAAAAGUAAUUGAAGCUGAUGAGAAGCCACACAGUGAAGAUAAUACUGUUACAGAGGAGUUAGCAUCGUGACAACACAUUACAUACAUAUAGGUGGUCCAACUAGUGACGUCAAUAAUUUUUUUUUUAGAUUCGUCACACCUGUAAAUACCCCAUGUAUGCUCCGCGAUUUUUUGUUUUUUUUUCAGGUUAUAUUUUUUUAUUGUUUUCUGCCAGCGAGGUUUCAAAAAUUCAUAGCUUUUUUUGUAGUCGUUAUUUUGCAGUUUUUGUUUCUGUGAAAUGAUUGUCAUAAACGUAGUUCAAAUAAAAAAAUACCUCAGCUUCCUAAAAUUAGUUAAAGCUACUCAAAACCGGUUUUAAAGUGAGAAGUUUAGUUUUUAGCAGGAUUUGGCCAAACAAAAAUACAAAAAGAAGUUUCCAUAGCUUUUGGCUAAAGUUAUUCGAAAUGAUUAUUGCUAGUGUGAAAUAAUACUAUUUAUUAUAAUAAAUUUUAAAUAUAAUAUAUAAAAUUCCUGGCCAUUUAACCUAGCUGGUAGUUCAAACAGUCCAAUUAGCUCUUCGUUUAGGACCCCAGACGGCAGACCACAGGUUGACAAUAAAGAGCGUUUGGAAGUUUAAAGCCCUUACCAAUUAAUGUGAGUGCUCGAUGGUCCAGAUAUGAUAUUUAUGAAGGUUAACUAAUCCAGACCUUUCAAAUCGUGACUCGUCGGUCCAUCUUUUUUUAUAAAAGUCAAGUCGUUUUUCAAAUCGUGGAUCAUUAAUUCAUAGUAGUCGGAUUCAUAGUAGUUAGGAUGUCCGUAACUCAUUUCUACAAAGAUAACAUUUUAAGCCAUAGUGCUACAAUAAUAUUGGUCAUAUUAAGGUUUUAACAUUUUAAGGUUAAAUUUACCAUAUGAAUAAAAGUCGUAAAAAAUAUAUUUUUAAUGCUUUAAUAAUUUUUAGCCUAUCCACAUUAAAAGGCCGAUUACAACAAAAAAAGUCAGUCACCCUGCGGAGUUUUUAAACUUAGCCAGAAGCUAUGGAAACUUCUUUUUGUAUUUUUGUUUGGCCAAAUCCUGCUAAAAACUAAACUUCUAACUUUAAAACCGGUUUUGAGUAGCUUUAACUAAUUUUAGGAAGCUGAGGUAUUUUUUUUAUUUGAACAACAUUUAAGGCAAUCAUUUCACAGAAAAAAAACUGCAAAAUACCUAAAAAAAGAUAUGAAUUUUUGAAACCUCGCUGGCAGAAAACAUUCAAAAAACACAAAAAAAAUUAAGUGGAAACCUACAAAAAAUCGCGGAGCGUACAUGGGGUAUUUUCGUACCCCUCAGGUGUGUGGAGUCUAAAAAAAAUUUUUGACGUCACUAGUUGGACCACCCUGUAUACUUGACAAUAAGUUAUUACAUAAUAACUUAUAUCGAAACUAACAUUUUGUAUAUUUUCUAAACUCAGUAUUUUGACCUGACUAGCUUAUUGAAUGUAAACUCUGACUUGAGAUAUAAUAAAUACGAAAUCACAAUAUGUA